AUGGAGAUGAGGAAGAUGGCGGCGGCAGUGGCUUCGCUUGCCACGCUGGCCACAGAACCUGGAGAGGACGCCUUCCGGAAACUUUUCCGCUUCUACCGCCAGAGCCGGCGGGGGACGGCGGACCUGGGAGCGGUCAUCGACUUCUCGACGGCGCACGAGGUCCGAGGCCCGAGGCCCGGCGUGCCCAAGGUGGUCAGAUUUCAUCUGAAUGUGUCCUCAGUGACUGACCAUGAUGCCACUAGGGUGGGACUUCAGCCUGUGAGCAAGUGGCAGGCCUAUGGACUUGAAGGCUACCCCGGAUUUAUUUUCAUCCCAAAUCCAUUCCUCCCAGGAUGCCAGUGGCACUGGAUAAAACAGUGCCUUAAGUUGUACUCCCAGAAACCUAAUGUAUGUAACCUGGACAAACACAUGGCUAAGGAAGAGACCCAAAGUCUGUGGGAACAGAGCAAAGAGUUCCUAAGGUCUAAAGAAGUGAAUAAACGGAGACCCCGAAGUUUACUAGAGAGACUCCGCUGGGUCACCCUGGGGUACCAUUAUAACUGGGACAGUAAGAAAUACUCAGCAGAUCAUUAUACACCUUUCCCUUCUGACCUGGCUUUCCUCUCAGAGCAAGUUGCUGCUGCCUGCGGAUAUCAGGGCUUCCAAGCAGAAGCAGGUAUCCUGAAUUACUACCGCCUAGACUCCACACUUGGGAUCCAUGUGGACAGAUCUGAACUAGAUCACUCCAAACCUUUGCUGUCCUUCAGCUUUGGACAGUCUGCCAUCUUUCUCCUGGGUGGCCUCAAGAGAGAUGAGGCGCCUACAGCCAUGUUUAUGCACAGUGGUGAUAUCAUGGUGAUGUCAGGUUUCAGCCGCCUGUUAAAUCAUGCAGUCCCUCGAGUCCUUCCACAUCCUGAUGGGGAAUGCCUGCCUCACUGCCUGGAGACACCUCUCCCAGCUGUCCUCCCUAACGAUUCACUGGUUGAGCCCUGUUCUGCCGAAGACUGGCAGGUGUGUGCCACCUAUUUGAAAACUGCCCGAGUUAAUAUGACUGUCAGACAGGUACUGGCCACAGACCAAAACUUCCCUUUAGAGCCCACGGAGGAGACAAAAAGAGACAUUACUACAGAUGGUUUGUGCCAUCUGGAUGACCAGAAUAGCCCAGUAAAACGGGCGAGGCUGAAUCCUGAUACCUAAGACUUAAGGGUUGUGUCAGGGCAGGCUUGUGUUGCCAUGCAGUCUAGCCCCAAGGUAAGCCACACAUAGGAGCAGGGAAGGAGUCAUCUGACAUGCUGCUGCCUGGACGCAUCUUAGAAAGUAAACUGAUGACAGUGUGCUCAGAGAAGUGUUAGACCAAGUCCAGUUCCAGCCCGAUGCAAGCAGGAAUGUGUUUGUCAUACCUCGUAGGUAUAAUAAUGAUCCACAUGGGAUUUCUCAGUCUCUGCUGUUAUCUCAGUGGGAAGAAGGAGUUUAUGUCUGGUGUGUCACUACCUCAAGGUUUAUUAAUAGGAAAUAGUGUCUUCCUCCCAGCAGUGAUUGUGAACCAGCAACCAGAAUUCCUAACUCCUAGUGGUCAUCAAAUUCUUUGAGCUCUUCACUCUUCUUUACUCUCUGAGGAAUCUUACGACAGUGGAAUUAAAGUGUUCUUGGGUGCUGGAGUUGCCACUAGAUUGGUAGGGCACAUGCCUACCAUGCACAAAGUCCUGAGUUCGGUGCCCUGUGCCACAUAAAUCAGGUACAGUACAGGGCUUCCCUGGCACUCCGAGGGUAAAGAAUCAGGAGGAGUUCAAGGUCAUUUUCAGCUACAUUACAAGGUCAGCCUGAGCUAUGUACAUAAUACACACAGUGGCCCCCUAAAGAAGUUAAAGAGACAGAUUCAUGUGAAUCAAAGGAAAGGGAACAGUAGUCUGUGUCUUUUAUGUUUCCAGAAUCUUCCUGAUGGCUUUUUAAUGAACUAAGAAAGUCUCUGGAAUGUUUUAACUGCUUUCCCCAUGAAUAAACACUCCAUCUGAAAUUAAAAGAUCUGUAUCUAUCUUUGAGAGUGUAUCAAGGAUUGACUUUUGUCCUUCCUUAUUUUAUUUGCUAUAUUGUUCAUGCUACUGAAGCCUCUGGCUGUUUCUCCCCUAAUUAUUGUGGCUGUUGUAACAGAACAUUCUGUGACAGUUCAGUCACUGCUGUCUUUUUCUGGUGUUGUAAAUUUAAUGUCAUCUCCAUGGGGGAAUUUUAUAUUAAGGGAGUUUGGUACUCCUUUCUACCAACUGGGUGUGUCUGUUAGUGUGGGAGACUAGGACUGGCUGGAAGCCAUGCCUUUGCCUGUUGUCUACAAUGUGAUUUGCUUAAUUUCCUUUUUUCUCUGUCCUUCCCCCAUCCUCUAUCUGCAUUUGAUUAUUGAGUUCAUACUGUAACGGCAGGUAUAGCAUUUUUGUAAGGAGCAAAAAUACAAAUCACUUAUGUAAGCUGGAUUUAAAAAUUAGUGCAUAAUGGGACAUUUUUAUGUAACUCACCCCUGAGAAAAUUUUAAGUUUUCUUUGUUCACUAAAUGUGACCCACCUGAAACCAACAAUCUGUCUUUUAGUAAAUCCAACAGAAAGUUUUUCCUUACCAUUUAAACAGACUCUUAAGAGUAUUAGACAAAGGCAUUGGUCUGUAUUUGGGAGCAAGUGCAAAUAGGGGAGCCAAGGACAGGCACCUGUCUCCAUCGUGAGCUCCUGUGGGGAACAUGCUCCAGUAAGUUACAGGUCUACAAACUGCAACCCAGCUCAUUUUGUUGCUGUCUGCAAGCCAUUU
Molecule: messenger RNA, 2766 nt
Organism: Phodopus roborovskii (desert hamster)
Lineage: Eukaryota; Metazoa; Chordata; Mammalia; Rodentia; Cricetidae
Gene: Alkbh1
Product: alkB homolog 1, histone H2A dioxygenase
Exons: 6
Coding region: 1-1176 (391 amino acids)
Biological process (GO): oxidative RNA demethylation
Cellular component (GO): nucleus; cytoplasm
Molecular function (GO): ferrous iron binding; oxidative RNA demethylase activity; broad specificity oxidative DNA demethylase activity
Source: RefSeq, a predicted model, not a curated record